Molecule: messenger RNA, 792 nt
Organism: Drosophila busckii
Lineage: Eukaryota; Metazoa; Arthropoda; Insecta; Diptera; Drosophilidae
Product: 23 kDa integral membrane protein
Exons: 5
Coding region: 93-782 (229 amino acids)
Cellular component (GO): membrane
Source: RefSeq, a predicted model, not a curated record
CAUUCAAAUAAAAAACAGAUCUCGAACAAGUUGGACGUGUUUUCUGCGCGUGCGAAUUCUAUAAUUUAAAGUUAAUAACAGCAUCUUGCAAAAUGGAUUGUGGCACAUCUAUGGUCAAAUAUAUUUUGUUCAUAUUCAAUACCAUUGUGUCGAUUAUCGGCAUUUUGGGCAUUGUCUAUGGCGUGCUCAUACUACAAAGCAUCGGCACCAUUGAGGUAAAUGGCCAGGUUGGCUUCCCACCACAGGCAGCAUUGCCUAUCAUCAUGAUCACGCUCGGCUCCAUAGUGGUAUUCAUCUCGUUCCUGGGCUGCUGUGGCGCCAUUCGCGAAUCCGUCUGCAUGACCAUGAGCUAUGCCGUCUGCCUGCUGGUGCUGCUCAUCCUGCAGCUGACAAUUGUGGUGCUGCUGUUCACCAACAAGGAGAAGUUCGACAAUGCCAUGGGCGAGGUCAUUGAUCAGGCCUGGACAUCGAGUCAGUCGGGUCAGAGUGGUGUCUUUGAUGCCAUCCAGAAAUCGCUGCACUGCUGCGGUCGCGAGAAUUUUUCGGAUUAUGGCACAAGCAUCUUGACUGGACUGCCUCCUAGCUGCUGCGACGGCAGCUGCCUGAUUCCCACGAACAUUUAUGGUGGCUGCCGCACCAAAUUUGUCAACUUCAUGUCCGGCAACACCGAGAACGUCAAGUUCUUUGGACUGGGCUUGAUUGUUGUUGAGCUGGUUGGCUUCAUUUUCGCCUGCUGUUUGGCUAACAACGUGCGCAACUAUAAGCGUCGCAACGGCUAUUAAACAACAACAA